AUGAUAAAUACAACUGUAGUAAUCAUUGUGCUAAUAUUGGUCCACGCACUCCCCCUGGUCCUGUACUGUGGGCUGAAGCCCAGGAAAGUGCCAACAUAUUCCUUCGAGACAGCUGCUGUUGCUGCAGAUGCAGGGAACUGUUCAGAGAUUGGCCGGGAUAUUCUGAGGCAGAAUGCCUCGGCUGUGGAUGCUGCCAUUGCCAGUUUGCUCUGUGUUGGACUCAUGAAUGCACACAACAUGGGGAUUGGGGGAGGCUUCUUCAUGACCAUUUACAAUGCACAGACAGCCUCUGCAGGUGGGAUUAUAACUCUUGAGGACCUGAGAGGUUACAGAGCUCAUUACCUAUUACCUAAAGAUAUGGUGAACAUAUCGAUUGGUAACUACACGUUGUUUGUGCCAAGUGCCCCUACCAGUGGACCUGUGCUUGCAUUGAUACUGAACAUCCUGAAGGGUUACAAUUUUACUUCAGAUAGUAUUUCUUCUCCGAAGCAGAGGGCCUUGACAUAUCACCGAAUAGCUGAAGCCUUUAAAUUUGCAUUUGCAAGGAGAGGCAUGAUGGGAGAUCCACGAUUUGUCAACAUGACUGAGUUCGUUUCCAAUAUGACUUCAGAGUAUUUCGCGGCAAAGCUGUGGAGUAAAAUCUCAGACAAUAUAACACGUCCUACAGGAUACUAUGAGCCUGAGUUCUACACCACCGAUGAUCAUGGGACAUCCCAUUUGUCCCUUGUAGCAGAGGAUGGCAGUGCAGUGUCAGUAACCAGCACCAUUAAUUUAUACUUUGGGUCAAAGGUGAGGUCCAGAAAAAAUGGGAUCAUUUUCAAUGACGAAAUGGAUGACUUUUCUUCGCCAGGCACAAAGAAUUCAUUUGAUCUUCCAUCUUCCCCAGCCAACUUCAUCAUGCCAGAUAAAAUACCCCUUUCAUCUAUGUGCCCUGUCAUUCUCCUUGAUCAAAACAAAUCCGUAAAGAUGGUGGUGGGAGCCUCAGGAGGACCGAGAAUCAUUACUGCAACUGCUCAAGUGAUAAUGAAUGUGUUGUGGUUUAAUUACACUGUUAAGGACGCUGUGACUGAACCCAGAGUUCACAAUCAACUAAACCCCAAUGUGACUGAAUUUGAGAAAGAAAUGGAGAAGGCUAUACAAGAAGGCUUGCAAGAGAGACAGCACACAUUGAAGAUGGUAACCAACCUUCUUUCAGGUGGUAUAGUCCAGGCCAUCGUCAGAGACAAAGGAAAGUGGUUUGUUGAAUCAGACUACCGUAAAGAGGGCAGGCCUGCAGGUUACUGA
This is a messenger RNA of Chiloscyllium plagiosum (whitespotted bambooshark), 1284 nucleotides long. Lineage: Eukaryota; Metazoa; Chordata; Chondrichthyes; Orectolobiformes; Hemiscylliidae. The record is from RefSeq and is a predicted model, not a curated record.